Thyridium curvatum is the source of this 396-nucleotide messenger RNA. RefSeq lists its product as uncharacterized. Gene Ontology annotation, cellular component: cell cortex. Gene Ontology annotation, molecular function: actin monomer binding. The transcript is spliced from 5 exons. The coding region runs from base 1 to 396 and encodes 131 amino acids. The record is from RefSeq and is a predicted model, not a curated record. NCBI's taxonomy places the organism in Eukaryota, Fungi, Ascomycota, Sordariomycetes, Thyridiales, Thyridiaceae.
AUGUCUUGGCAAGCCUACGUUGACUCCAGCCUUGUUGGCAGCGGCCAUAUCGACAAGGCCGCCAUCAUCAGCGCUGCUGGCGACAGCACUUGGGCCUCCUCGGCCGGUUUCACCGUGUCUCCCGAGGAGAUGAAGAGCAUCGUCAACAUCCUCGGCGCCACCGGUGACGCCGUCGACAAGGCACACGCCGAGGGCGUCCACGUCGCGGGCGAGCGGUUCGUCGUCACCAAGAUCGAGGACCGGAGUAUCUACGCACGACAGGGCCGUACCGGCAUCGCCGUCGUCAAGACUAAGCAGGCUAUUCUGGUCGGCCACUACGGCGAGGGCACACAGGCCGGCAACGCGGUACAGACGGUCGAGGCUCUGGCGGACUACCUGAUCAAGGUCGGCUACUGA